GCUACAUACGUACAUACGUACAUACGUACAUCCCAUAUGCCAUACAAUGGAUGGGAUACAUACCUACCUAAACUGCCCUUAGGUAGCAGUGGCAUAGACUGGUAGGUACGGCAGAGUCUGGUUUCAUGAUCUCCACUCGACUAUGUAGUUUCAUGGCCUACAUUAUGUACAUGUAUGUAGUUGCCACCGCCACCCGUUCUCUUCAUUUGCGGCUUUUGGGACGUGCAGUCGGUUGCAUUGGCUCGACAAGGGGAAUUCAUCGAUCUGUCCAAGCCAAGCCCUGUGGAUGCCCUGCAACAGAUCGUCAAAGGGUCCUCAGGUGCUCAAGCCCCGGGAACGGUAGUUAGACAGCCCCGA
Molecule: messenger RNA, 357 nt
Organism: Daldinia decipiens
Lineage: Eukaryota; Fungi; Ascomycota; Sordariomycetes; Xylariales; Hypoxylaceae
Exons: 1
Coding region: 126-347 (73 amino acids)
Source: RefSeq, a predicted model, not a curated record